Morone saxatilis (striped sea-bass) is the source of this 4282-nucleotide messenger RNA. It is a transcript of the gene aldh16a1, whose product is annotated as aldehyde dehydrogenase 16 family, member A1. NCBI's taxonomy places the organism in Eukaryota, Metazoa, Chordata, Actinopteri, Moronidae. The record is from RefSeq and is a predicted model, not a curated record. Gene Ontology annotation, molecular function: oxidoreductase activity, acting on the aldehyde or oxo group of donors, NAD or NADP as acceptor.
UGCAAAUCCAUUUCUACAGCGCAAGUCUCAGGCUUUUUAGUGGGAGGGAAGCUAGCACGUUGCAUUUGACGUGUAGUGGGACUUCAGCCGCCUUCCUGCCAGCCUUUUCCUUUCCUCUUUAGUCUCUUACACCUAACUUCCAGCCUCAAAGUCAAGAUUCUCACUCGGAACGGACAUACAGCGGCUUGAGGGAUUUGCUUCCUCUCUGACUUGUAACUAUUAUGGCUGGUAGCACCAUCAAGACAGUGCACGACAUUUUUCAAAGCAUGGAGUACGGACCAUCAGCAACUCCCAGCUAUGCCACUGCACAGCAUUCCCGUUCUCUGGGUCUGUUCAUCGAUGGCAAGUUUGUCCGUCCAGCAGACAGACAGAGUCGCUCCCUGUCUGAUUCUAAAGGUGGAACCGUGUGCAGCACAGUGUGCGCUGUGGAGGACGAUGUUUCCCAGUGCGCCUCCUCUGCUGCUAGUGGCUUCAAGGCCUGGAGCGGACUGACCUGCAGCCAGAGGGCCAAAUUGCUGCUCAGCUUGGUGAGCGUCCUCGGGCAGCACGGACAGUGUGUGUCGGAGCUGUGUGAGCUUUGCGGGGCCUCCUGCCCGCCCUCCACCCUUGUAAGACUGCUGCAGUACUACGGCAGCUGGGCUCAGCUCAGAGACACUCUCAUCACCAACUGGACACCGCUGGGUGUGGUGGCAGUAGUUGUCUCUGAUGACUGCUCUCUCUAUUCCAUUAUGCUCAAAGUCCUGCCAGCACUGGCAAUGGGUAACUCUGUCAUCAUUGUCCCCGGUCGGAGCAGCACCCCUGCAGUGCUCCUCCUGGCGCAGCUUUUUAUGGGAGUGGGACUUCCUGCUGGGGCUCUUAAUGUUCUAACAGGAAGUGACAUGUCGCUGGGUGCCAAAGUGGCCCAGAGCCCCAGCAUCAGCUACGUCGCCUACAGUGGCAACAAGCAGGACGGGGUGAUGCUGUGUAAGGCCACAGCAGGGAUGGGCGUUCCCGUCUCGGUCUCCCCCUGCAUUGGUGCCACGUGCCCCUUCAUCAUAUUUGAGUCAGCUGACAUCGACAGCGCAGUGGAUGGAGUAAUAGAGGCUGCCUUCAAGAAGAAAAGAGAGGUCCACUGGGUGUUGUGCGUGCAGGAGAGUGUGCUAGAGAGUGUUGUGGCCCGUCUCAGGCUGCGUAUGGUGGGGAUGAAGUGUGUGGCCCUGUGCUGUGAUGGAGACAGGGCCUUGGUGGAUGCUGCAGUACAGGAAGCUCAGCAGCAGGGGGCCACGUUGGUUCAGUCCUGCGCUGCCCCCCCUUCGGGUGCCCAGUACCCUCCCACGGUACUCUGCGGGGCGGCCCCCUCCUCUCCAUUUGUGGUCAGCCCCUCUCCUGGACCACUGCUGCCUCUCAUGACCUUCAGAAGCAACCCAGAGGCAGUGACCCUGGGAAACCACAGUCCUCAUGGCCAGGCAGCCUCCAUCUGGACUGAAGACCUCACCCUGGCUCUGGAGACAGCUAAGAGUCUGUCUGUUGGCUCACUGUGGGUGAAUUCCCACUCUGUGUCUGACCCCUGUCUGCCGGUCUCCGGUCACAAAGACAGUGGCACCUGCACUGACGGAGGACAGGAGGGUCUGUACCAGUUUCUGCGCCAGUCCUGUUCUUCCUCUCCUCCUCUACCUCGCUCCUCCCCUGUCUCUAUGGACUACUCAGUGUUUGGAACAGCAGCAUCCCCAGCUAUCAUUCCUGAUGUUUCUGACCCUGCCAGGGCUCCUAAGGCCUACCUGCAGUUUGUCGGUGGGAAGGCAUGUAAAUCAGUGUCUGGCUGCUGUGUGGCUGUGCAGUCUCCAGGGGGCGGCAGUGUGUUAGCCUACUGUCCAGACGGAGGCCGGAAAGAUGUCCGUAAUGCUGUGGAGGCUGCAGUCAAAGUCCAGCCUGGCUGGAUGAAAAAGAGUCCUUCUGCACGUGCUCAGUCACUCUACGCUCUGGCCAAGGGUUUGGAGGUGAAGAGGCGGGACAUAGUUGUGUCAAUCAACAUUCAGACUGGUCUCUCAAUGGACAAAGCAGAGAAGGAGGUGGAGCUCAGCAUUGCCAGGCUCAGUGACUGGGCAGCUUACUGUGACAAAGUCCAAGGAGGAGCUCUGCCUGUGCCACAGUCUGGCUCUGCCCUCUCCCUCCCUGAAGCCUUGGGAGUCGUGGGGGUCGUUCUGCCUGACAAGGAUCCCCUCCUCUCUACAGUAACAAUUCUCGGGGCCGCUAUCGCCACUGGAAAUGCCGUCAUCAUGAUCCCCAGUCAGAAGAAUCCACUGCCAGUCUUGGCGUUCAUUCAAGUGCUCCAGUCUUCAGACCUGCCAGCAGGUUUGGUAAAUAUCGUGACAGGACUAAGAGACCAGCUGACAGUGGCUCUGGCAAAUCACAGCAUCAUCAAGGCCAUCUGGUACUGGGGAAGUGCUGAGGGAUGUCAGUACCUCCAGUACACGUGCACCAGCCCUCUGAAAAUCCUGUGCCUGUUCUGCCAAAAGGACGAGGAGGGAAGGGACUGGACCCAUUCCUCGCUCCUGGAAGAGAUGUGGAGAAAUGCCGUCCAGUGGAAGAGUGUCUGGAUUCCUACUGCAUAAGAAGACAGAGAGAGGGAAAAUGAAAGACAACUGUGACCUGUAGGAUGUAAAUUUAAAAGGAAGGAUCAAAACUUAACUGUGACCAUGAAAUUCAUAAGAUGUCAGUGAACUUAGCAGUGAACAGACAAGAAAUGCCUGCAGUAUUUAUCAUUCACUAAGCCUAACGCUCCUCAAUUACUGUUGCUAUGCCUGUCAAGCUUUCUGUUCUUGCACGACAUGCAUGCAGGAUCCUUGAUUUCAGACAGAGGUUGACGAAAACAGGCUUCUCAUUUCCAGCUUGUGUCGAUUUUGCCGGCUAAAUUGAGAACUGUCACUGGCAGAUUUUAUCAGCUUCUAUUUAAUGAAAUACUAACUGUUGGACCUUGGAAGUAACACACAGUAACAACUGUAAGCAAGUGAGUAAGCUAGUUAGCGGGGUAUGCUAAGUAGCUAUUAAUUUAUCUUAGUUUUGCAGAAGCCUGUGAAUUGAUGAUUUGUUCCAACAUGUUAUGGCCAAUUAUUUUUGGAUCACAAAUGAAACAUCUGUAUAAUCUGAAGCAUCAGAAAAUGUGGCAUCAAGCAGCCAACGCAGAAAAACCUGACAUCAGUAAAUUAAAGAAAAAGAUGUUAGCACAAAUCUUAAUAUCACAACAAAUGUUAAUAUCAAAAUAUGCAGUACAGUCAAACAUUCAUUAGCUUUUCAGUUGGUUUCUUCAGCCCCAAGGUCACAUAAAAUGAAAUACUUAAAUAUGCAAUGAACAGGAUACCAGAAAAUGUAUUUUGUUUACUGCUGAAAGGAGGCACUGGGAGUCCCAUGUUACUGACUGAAACCUCUACAUCAUUUAUGGCUCAGAAUGUCGAGCUAUUUAACACUUACAUUACCAAAAAAAAUAUCACUAGUUAACAUAUACAACUCUAUCCUAUUAUCUUUUAUUUAAAAGCUAAACAAAAUGUAAAUGAAUGUAAAUUUUCGUCAAACAAAAGUAAAUGCCUUCAUUAGUUUAAACAUAAUGCCGCAGGUCAGACAAUAGGGAUUUAUUUAGCAGGUUAUGCGUGAGUGGGCAGAACGAGAAAACAAGAUUAAAUGUCUUAACAUAUUAAAUUUUGAGGUGAUGGCAACCAAAAGCAAGAACCAUGUCGACCUGAUAUUUGCUGUCGCAUUUCUGCAAUCAUAGACACAGGACCUGCUCACUUUCUACCUCUAUCUUCUGCUAUUGUGCUUCUUUUUCCUAUUAGUCAUCACAUCUCUGCUUGGUUUGUUACAAGUAUCUUGAUUUUAAGGUCAGCAUUUCAUUUUUCAGGAAGACUUUAGAAAGAGCCCUGGAUCAGAUAGUUUUCAUUAGACACCAGGUAUUUGUGGUGUGUCAUAAAGUUUUAGAGACAUGGUACAAUCUGUCAGUGGUGUUUUUUACUAUAAAUGCAUCCCUUUUUCUCCAGUUCUCCAACUUGAAACCUCAUCUGCCUUAGAGGUCUGUCAAUGACAGAGAAAAAUCGAUCAAUCUUGUGUCAUCUCAACUGAAAUAUGCUAAGGUACUGUACUGUCUAUCUUUAUUACUGUACAAUAAUACUGUAACUUUUAGCCAUAGGGGUACACUUGGCGCAAACAUUCCCAGGAAAAUCUAGUUUGUAGACACCAUCAAAUCUGUGUUUCCAGAGAAUGACAGUGUGGGUCUCACUGUCUAAAAGCCAUAAUAAAAAGAUCAUUUAAUUAA